GCCGCCGCCGCCCCCCUGCCCGGCCCGCCGGUGGAGGAGCCGCGGCGGGAGAACGGCGGCGAGUGGUGCCCCGGGAGCGGCAAUGCGGUACCGCCGAGCGGUGAGAGCGGGGCCCAGCCCCGGGAGGCCCCCGGGAGCGCGGCGGCCGAGCCCCCCGAGGGUGGCUGGGGCUGGGUGGUGAUGCUGGCCGCCAUGUGGUGCAACGGCGCCGUCUUCGGCAUCCAGAACUCGUGCGGGGUCCUCUUCGUCUCCAUGCUCCAGCUCUUCGGCGACGGCGAGGACAAGCAGCUGGCGUUCAAAACAGCAUGGGUGAGCUCCCUUUCUAUGGGGAUGGUCUUCUUCUGUUCUCCAAUAGUCAGCAUAUUCACCGACCUGUUUGGUUGUCGAAAAGUAGCUGUUAUUGGAGCUGCAGUAGGGUUUGCUGGACUCCUUUCAAGUUCUUUUGUAAGCACCAUUGAACCUCUAUACUUCACUUACGGAGUCUUAUUUGCCUGCGGCUGCUCAUUUGCAUACCAACCAUCCUUGGUCAUUCUCGGCCACUAUUUCAAGCAACGCCUUGGACUGGUGAAUGGCAUUGUCACUGCAGGCAGCAGCUUGUUCACCGUGUCACUGCCCUUCCUCCUGAGAGUUCUGAUUGACUCCGUUGGCCUAUACAACACCCUGCGGGUCUUGUGCAUCCUUAUGUUUAUUCUGUUCCUGGCUGGCUUUACGUACAAACCCCUUGUUCCCGAUGCCAAAGACAAGGAGGGAGGAAAGAAGGGAAAGUUCAGAUUUCCUCCUGAAAAAAAGAUUUGCAACUUCUCCGUUUUCAAAGUUCUCAGUUACCGAAUCUGGGCUUUCGGAAUCCCAGCUGCACUUUUUGGAUACUUUGUGCCUUAUGUUCACUUGAUGAAGCACGUAAAAGACAGAUUUGGUGACAGCGUGCCAGAAGAAGUGCUUCUGCUGUGUCUGGGCAUUACUUCAGGAGUUGGCAGAUUGAUUUUUGGCAGAGUUGCAGAUUAUAUUCCUGGUGCAAAAAAAGUUUAUUUACAGGUGGCCUCAUUCUUCUUUAUUGGCCUGAUGUCUAUGAUGAUUCCACUGUGCCAUGUCUUUGGAGGUCUCAUUGCUGUCUGUCUCUUCAUGGGCCUGUUUGAUGGGUGCUUCAUUUGCAUUAUGGCUCCUAUUGCCUUUGAGCUUGUUGGGGCUCAGGAUGUCUCCCAGGCCAUAGGAUUCCUACUAGGACUUAUGUCAAUACCUAUGACAGUUGGUCCACCCAUUGCAGGUUUGCUGCGUGAUCACCUCGGCACCUACGAUGUAGCGUUCUACCUGGCGGGCGUCCCUCCCCUCAUUGGCGGAGCUAUAUUAUGCGUCAUCCCCUGGGUCCACGAACGGCAGAAGUUAAAAGAAAGAGCAAAACCUGUUGAUGGAGAAACUACUGAGAAAAUGCUGGAAAACGAGAACACUUUGGUGUUGGACACUACAGAAAAGUCAGUCAAAGAAAUGGAAUCUGGUGUUUGAUGCCUUCUUUUCCUGUACCAGCCCAACCUUCUUCUACUUUUUGACUGGAGAUGCUAUAUGAUGCUGAAGAAGUUUUUGAACUAUUACUCAAAUUGCAAAACUGCUUGAAGAAUCUUUUAUACCAUUGAACUUUUUUUGAUGAGUCGCUGAAUUUGAUUUCAAGCCACAUUUCCAAGGUAUUUGAAGUUUUGUAGCAUUAAUACAUGUGUAGUAAUUCUGUGUGUGAAGAGAAUAUUUUUUUAAUUCAUCAGAACCUAUUUCUGGGAGUGUGAAGCUGGUUUUGGUUCUGUGACCCAGGAUUUUUCAAUAAUUUCCUGGUCCACCCAAUGGAGGCACACCCGUGGGUGUUUAUACUGGGAAAUGUAGUAUCUCUUAUGACUGAUUUGGUUUUUGAAGUUUCUUCUGCUGUUUUACAGUCUUUUACAAUUCUAUAUCAUGA
Messenger RNA from Calidris pugnax (ruff), 1936 nucleotides. It is a transcript of the gene SLC16A10, whose product is annotated as solute carrier family 16 (aromatic amino acid transporter), member 10. Gene Ontology annotation, molecular function: monocarboxylic acid transmembrane transporter activity. Bases 181 to 1497 code for a protein of 438 amino acids. NCBI's taxonomy places the organism in Eukaryota, Metazoa, Chordata, Aves, Charadriiformes, Scolopacidae. The transcript is spliced from 6 exons. The record is from RefSeq and is a predicted model, not a curated record. Gene Ontology annotation, biological process: transmembrane transport.